CGCUGGGCGGGAAUGUAAGAUGGCGGAGUAGCAACGCGGAGCUGUUAGUAUCACGUCUCCGGCCGGCUUCGCUUCCAGUCUCCGCAGCGUCAGUGACCGCUGAGCGAUCAACGCGGAGGAGAGCUGUCCAAGAUGCCGAAUAUUAAAAUCUUUAGCGGUAGCUCCCACCAAGACUUGUCGCAGAAAAUUGCUGACCGAUUGGGCCUGGAGCUGGGCAAGGUGGUGACUAAGAAAUUCAGCAACCAGGAGACCUGUGUGGAAAUUGGUGAAAGUGUACGUGGAGAAGAUGUCUACAUUGUUCAGAGUGGUUGUGGUGAAAUAAAUGACAAUUUAAUGGAACUUUUGAUCAUGAUUAAUGCCUGCAAGAUUGCUUCAGCCAGCCGGGUUACUGCAGUCAUCCCAUGCUUCCCAUAUGCCAGACAGGAUAAGAAGGAUAAGAGUCGUGCUCCAAUCUCAGCCAAGCUUGUUGCAAAUAUGCUGUCUGUAGCAGGUGCAGAUCAUAUUAUCACCAUGGACCUACAUGCUUCUCAAAUUCAGGGCUUUUUUGAUAUCCCAGUGGACAAUUUAUAUGCAGAGCCAGCUGUCUUAAAGUGGAUUAGGGAGAAUAUCUCUGAAUGGAGGAAUUGCACUAUUGUCUCACCUGAUGCUGGUGGAGCCAAGAGAGUGACCUCCAUUGCAGACCGGUUGAAUGUGGACUUUGCCUUGAUUCACAAGGAACGGAAGAAGGCCAAUGAAGUGGACCGUAUGGUGCUAGUGGGAGACGUGAAGGAUCGGGUGGCUAUCCUUGUGGAUGACAUGGCCGACACUUGUGGUACAAUCUGCCAUGCUGCUGACAAACUUCUCUCAGCUGGAGCUACCAGAGUUUAUGCUAUCUUGACUCAUGGCAUCUUUUCUGGCCCCGCCAUUUCUCGCAUCAACAAUGCAUGCUUUGAAGCAGUAGUAGUCACUAAUACCAUACCUCAGGAGGAUAAGAUGAAGCAUUGCUCCAAAAUACAGGUGAUCGACAUCUCCAUGAUCCUUGCAGAAGCCAUCAGGAGAACUCACAACGGGGAAUCUGUUUCCUACCUGUUUAGCCAUGUUCCUUUAUAAUAGAGUAACUUAUAAAGCUUUUUAAAAAAAUAAGUCAACCCCGCCCCUUGUUUUUUUUUCCCCCUUGGUAUUUGAUGACAGUUUCAUCAGAAGCCCAGCUUGCUCCAGUGUAGUAUUUGUUUUAUAUAUAUAUCCCAUACACAUAUCGGGUAUAAUAGAACUGAUUCUGUAUUGGAGAAUGAAAUUUACUGCUGGGACUUCCUAUGUGUAUUCAGGUUUCCUUGGUUAUUUAAUGAGCCUUGCAGCUUCAACUAGAGUUCAACUGCUGCAAGAUGUGCAUAUUUUUUGAGAGUGUUCUGUUAGUCGCUUUGAGUGUGUUUGGCAUAGAACAACUAGCAACAAAGCUAAUGUGUGACAAGUUCGCUAAGGUCUGUGCUACACUACAGCAAGAGCCCUGGGCAACCUCAGAGUCCCAAUAGUUGAGCGCCCUGUAAAGCUGCGGCAGGUAGCUCGCUCAGUGCAGCUAUUGUUUAUUGGGAGGAAGAAGCCUGGCUCACCAUCAUCUGCUUGACUAUGUAGCUUGGAUUUUUUUUUUGUACCUAUUCCUUUCUGUUUGGCUUUAUCUUCAGCCAUCUAGACAUUUUCCUGGCCAAGUAUCUUCUCUGGCCCAAAUGCCCAUUGUACUGUAGUCUUCUAUGAGGCCGACUAUUUCCUGCUAUGUAACUGCUAGUAUUUCAUAUUAGAUACCUGCUGUAGUAUAAUCUUCCUUAGCCUACUACCACUGUAGUAGCAGGUUUUAGGUGGUGUCAUAGUGCCUUUUGAUUAAUUUAAGUAUUUAAAUUUCAUCUUCCUUGGAUCCGUAUUGUGUCUCAAACUAAGUUUUCUGUUAAAGUUUGAUGUCAUACUCUCUUGUAGAAUGUACUUAAUAAAGUGUUAUGUGUGCAACAUA
Jaculus jaculus (lesser Egyptian jerboa) is the source of this 1978-nucleotide messenger RNA. RefSeq names its product phosphoribosyl pyrophosphate synthetase 1 (gene Prps1). Bases 133 to 1089 code for a protein of 318 amino acids. The transcript has 7 exons. The record is from RefSeq and is a predicted model, not a curated record. Gene Ontology annotation, biological process: 5-phosphoribose 1-diphosphate biosynthetic process; purine nucleotide biosynthetic process; ribonucleoside monophosphate biosynthetic process. Gene Ontology annotation, molecular function: ribose phosphate diphosphokinase activity; ATP binding; magnesium ion binding. Gene Ontology annotation, cellular component: ribose phosphate diphosphokinase complex; cytoplasm. NCBI's taxonomy places the organism in Eukaryota, Metazoa, Chordata, Mammalia, Rodentia, Dipodidae.